CUCCUCCCUCGCAACCAUCACCCUUCCUCUACCGCACCAUCAUCAACACCAUCAUCACAUCUCUGCUAUCAUCAUGACCUCAACCCUGUCCGCAGCCAACCCCUCAGUCUGGUACCGUCCCGACUACGGUGCCCGCCUCAAGCCCUCGACACGAUUCGUCUACAACAGCUGGGGCGAGAUCCCGGACGAGGAACUCCCCUCCCACCUCCACAACAUCCGCAACCGCGCCUGGCCGCUAGGCAACUACCCCUGCAUCGGGAUGUGGAUCUUCCUCCUGCCCGGACUAGCCGGCUUCCCCGAAUUCGAGACCCUCGUCGCGCGCGCGCGCCGCUUACCGGACGAAUCAUCCAAAAUCCUCGACCUCGGCACGGGACUAGGCCAGGACCUGCGCCUGCUGGCCGCCCACGGCGUCCCGACCACGCGCAUGGUCGCUCUCGACCGCGAGCCCCGCCUCUGGCAGCUGGGGUACGAGCUGUUCCGCGACGAGGAUCGCAUGCAGGCGCGGUUCAUCGAGGGGGACUUCCACAGCAUGCCGGACGCGGCGCUGGCCCCCGUGCAAGGGCAAGUCGAUCUGGUGAUCGCGGCGCAGUUCCUGCAUCUGUUCAGCCGGGCGGGGCAGCGGGCGGCCUGUGAGCGCAUCGUCGCGCUCUCGAGGCCCGGCACCACGGUCGUCGGGUUUCAGCAGGGGCGGCGGAGGCCGGUCGAGUAUGUUCGGCCGUGGGGGGUGACGUUUUAUCAGAAUCGGGAGUCCUUUGUGAAGAUGUGGGAGGCGGUGCAGGCGGAGACGGGGACACGGUGGGAGGUGGUGGUUCGGGAGGUCGAGUUGGAGGAGUGGGGGAUGGAGGAGGAGGAUGUCGCGUGGAUGGAGGGGGUGAGGGUGGGGAUUGAAUUUGUGAUUACUCGGGUGGCGUAG
Molecule: messenger RNA, 913 nt
Organism: Aspergillus aculeatinus CBS 121060
Lineage: Eukaryota; Fungi; Ascomycota; Eurotiomycetes; Eurotiales; Aspergillaceae
Product: class I SAM-dependent methyltransferase
Exons: 2
Coding region: 74-913 (279 amino acids)
Source: RefSeq, a predicted model, not a curated record